Fusarium redolens is the source of this 1874-nucleotide messenger RNA. RefSeq lists its product as uncharacterized. Gene Ontology annotation, molecular function: NADP binding; flavin adenine dinucleotide binding; N,N-dimethylaniline monooxygenase activity. Lineage: Eukaryota; Fungi; Ascomycota; Sordariomycetes; Hypocreales; Nectriaceae. The coding region runs from base 189 to 1796 and encodes 535 amino acids. The record is from RefSeq and is a predicted model, not a curated record. The transcript is spliced from 4 exons.
GUGGUGAAGGCGCAGAAUAACAAUGUAUGUAUUACAAGGCGUAGCAAUCUCGAUUGAGGUGUUUGUAGCUACUAGUUUGCGUCACGAUUAUAUAUCCAUCAAUACAAUGCCCAGACCUGAGUCCCUCAUUUAUUUCAUCUUCUGAGAAUAGCUGUAUUCGUUUUACGUGUUCUGCAAGAAAAGACAGUAUGCGUCAAACAGACGUCCUCAUAAUCGGUGCCGGGAUGUCAGGCAUUGGUCUCGGUGUUCAAUUGAUCCGCAAAUUCGGCACCAGGAACUUCGAGAUCAUUGAGAAAGACUCUGGAAUGGCCGGGACAUGGCGAGUCAACAGCUAUCCAGGCUGUGGAUGCGAUGUUCCAUCUCAUUUUUACUCUUAUUCCUUCGCUCUCAAUCCCAACUGGUCUCAAGCAUAUGCUAUGCAACCUGAGAUCCAAACCUACUUCAACGAUGUUGCCAAGAAGUACGAUAUUGAGAGACAUGUAAGGUUCAACUCAGUUGUUGAGUCUGCUCGUUGGGACGAGUCUUCUGGGACUUGGGAAGUCACCAUCCGAGAUAUGACGACAGCAGAAAUUCUCAUCCGUCGUUCCAAAGUUCUUAUCUCGGCUGUUGGUGCCCUCUCUGUCCCCAAAGAGUGCGACAUUCCCGGCGCUUCUGACUUUGAGGGGCGAAUGUUCCAUACAGCUAAGUGGGAUCAUUCGCUCAAUUGGAAAGAUAAGGAAGUUGUCAUAAUAGGAAACGGCUGCAGCGCAACUCAAGUCCUCCCAGCCAUAAGCUCAGGAGGCAGCGCCGUGAAGAAAGCAACCCAGUUCGCAAGACAAGCGCAUUGGCUUGCUGAGCGUCCUAAUCCAAGGUACUCGGCCACUUUCAAGUGGACUAUGAAAUGGAUCCCCUUCAUAAUGCGCUUAUAUCGUGCAUGGUUAUACUACCUCAAAGAGCGAGACUUUGCAGGCUUUAGAGUUGCCGAAGGUCUUCAAAUCCGGAAUCAGUGGGCGAAAGAUACUACUAACUAUAUCCGAAGGACGGCACCGGCUGAGUAUCUGGACUUUCUGGUUCCCAAAACUGAGGUUGGCUGCAAGCGAAGGGUAAAUGACACAGAUUACCUUGCUUGUUUGCAUCAAGAAAAUGUCGAGCUGGUAUAUGAUGACCCUAUUCAGAAGAUUGAAGCGAAAGGUGUACGAACGUCUUCUAGAAGGUUGAUAACAGCGGAUGCCAUUGUCCUUGCGCAUGGCUUUGAGACCCAGAAGCCACUCUUCCCCAUGAAGAUAUACGGAAAGGGUGGUGUCAGCAUCAACGAGCAUUGGGAUCAAGUCAGUGAAGGCACGGCGUCAUCCUACUUUGGAACAUGCCUCUCGGAGUUCCCCAACUUCUUCAUCAUGAUGGGUCCAAACACGUUAAGCGGUCAUCUAUCAGUAAUUUACACCACCGAGUGCCAGAUUAACUACACAAUGAGAGUUCUUCGCCCAAUUCUUUCCGGAAAAGCAGACAUCGUUGAGGUUACUCCCGAAGCUGAGAAGAAAGACAUUGACAGAGUUCAAGAGAAAGCUAAAAGCCUUGUAUGGGCGACAGGAUGCACAUCGUGGUUUAUCGAUGAAAAGACAAAUAGGAACACGAUCAUGUUCCCGGACUGGCAGUUCAAGUUCUGGUUGCGAAGCGUAUUUGUUGCAUGGAAUGAUUUGGAGUAUCGAAAUGUCAUCACUAACAAGCCCGCCAAGAUGUCGCGAGUUGGUUUAUCGCUCCUUGCCGUGGCGGGUUUAGUAGGUUUGGGGUCUUUUUACAUUCAGAUCUUGAGGUCAUAGCUGUUCACUUGAAGAGCGACGACUGAGCAGAAGGUGUUCAAGAAGAGAGAUCACUGGUAGAGACAUAUUUGAGAAAGG